AUGUUUGGGUUCUUCUGGUUUUUCAGCCUGUGGACCUCCUUGGGCCCCUCCCUGCUCCUUGUGGAGCUGAUGGGCAGACAGCUGGGGUUCAGUGUGGGACUGCAGGGUGCUCAGACUGUGGCAUGUUCCCGCUGGGGUAAAACGAGCAAUGAGGGUCUGUUCCAGAAUGGAGACGUGGUGAUCGGUGGACUAUUUAAUCUUCAUUACCAAACUCCAGCUAUAGACCAUGACUUUGCACAGCUGCCAUACUACAAACCCUGCACUGGUUUACAGUAUCCUUCCCUCCAGUACAUGUAUGUUAUGGUCUUUGCCCUGGAAGAAAUCAAUGCUAAUAAAACGCUGCUGCCUAGUGUGAAGCUGGGCUACCGUAUUUUUGAUUGUUGUGGCCGACCACCCUGGGCCCUCCAGGCAGCACUGUCACUAGCGGGAGGAGACAGCACCACCUGUAAUUAUACCAAUGAUAUCACCAGAUAUGAAGAGGACGUCGACCAGAGAGAUGAUCAUCGUGUUCCCAUCAUCAUCGGGGCUGCUUCAUCCAUAACGUCUGAGAUACUAACCAGAACUCUCAGACCAGUUUCUGUAAGCUAUCUCUCAAGCUGCCCCUGUCUCAGCAACAGGCUUGAGUAUCCAAACUUCUUCAGAACCAUCCCCAGUGAUGUUUACCAAGCCAGAGCCUUGUCCCAACUGGCCAGACGCUUCAAUUGGACUUGGAUUGGCGCAGUGGUUGAAGACAAUAGUUAUGGCCACACAGCAAUAAAAAUAUUCCAGGAGGAGACUCAGGAGGCAGGAGUGUGUGUGGCUUUCAUAGAAACUGUUAACUUGGAGAGCAUUUCCAGUGAUGCUAGACGAGUUGCACUCGCAAUCAAGGCCUCGACUGCAAGAGUGAUUCUGGUUGUUACUUGGUACACGAAUGUGCAGGAACUAUUUCUGCAUCUAGCAAAAAUAAAUGUAACUGACCGUCAGUUUAUAGCCAGUGAGGCUUGGAGCACCAGUGGUGAUCUUCUCCAAAACCCUGUCACUAGAAAAGUAGCAAGAGGUGUUGUUGGUGUUGCCAUCAGACGCUCAACUGUUCCUGGAUUUGAAACUUUUCUUAGAAGCUUAAACCCACUUCAUCGUCCCUUUGAUGGGUUUUUAAGAGAAUUCUGGGAAGCGGAGUUUAAGUGCAGUCCUGGGGCCGUUGCCUUGCUGCCUAGUCAACCAUCAAAUGUUUCUGCCUCUGUAUCUGUUCAAGGAUCUUCACUACCACCCUGCAGUGGAAAAGAGACACUCGAGGGACUGAAGAAUAUCUUGACUGAUGUGUCUCAGCUCCGAGUGUCAUAUAACGUCUAUCUUGCUGUUUAUGCUGCAGCUCAAGCUCUUCACAGCCUUCUCUCCUGCCCCAACAGAGACAGCAACUCCACCUGCUCUUCUCCAAAUAGCAUCAAACCCAAAGAGCUGCUGCAGCACUUGAACAAAGUGAACUUCACCACACCACAAGGAGAAAACUUCUAUUUUCAAGGUGCUGAUAUUCCAGCAAAGUACGACCUGGUCAACUGGCAGACGUCUCCUGAGGGAACGCAGAAACUAGUUCUGAUUGGUCGGUUGGAUGGGUUUGACAUCCAUCUUAACGAGUCAGCAAUUCAGUGGAGCACAGGAACAAACCAGGCUCCUUCCUCAGUGUGUACUGACAGCUGUCCCCCAGGCACACAAAGAUCAACUAGGAAAGGUGAACCAGUCUGCUGCUUUGACUGUAUUCCAUGUGCUGACGGAGAAUUUAGCAAUAAAUCUGGCUCAUUUCAGUGUGAGCAUUGUCCAUCAGAGUUCUGGUCCAACCAUAACAGAACUGCCUGUGUCCCACGUCAGCUGGACUUCCUCUCUUUUAAUGAUACUCUGGGCAUCACGCUGACUACAGCAGCUUUAUUUGGAGCCACAGUGACAACAGUUGUGUUUGUGGUAUUUCUUUGUAACCAUCAAACACCUGUGGUCCGAGCCAACAACUUAGAAUUGAGCUUCCUGCUUCUUGUGUCGUUGAAGCUCUGCUUCCUGUGCUCCCUGGUUUUCAUUGGUCGUCCAUCAGUCUGGUCUUGUCGCUUCCAGCAGGCGGCUUUUGGGAUCAGUUUUGUACUUUGUGUUUCCUGUCUCCAAAUUAAAACCAUGGUGGUUCUAGCAGCUUUCCGCUCCGCUCGACCUGGUGCUGAAGCCUUGAUGAAUUGGUUUGGUCCAUCUCAACAGAGAGGAAGUGUCUGCUUCCUGACAUGCGUACAGAUUAUCAUCUGCACUGUUUGGCUGUUCCUGUGUCCUCCUGAGCCCAAACGUGAUCUGGGCUUCCAAGGGUCAAAGGUUACCCUGCAGUGUGCCAUGGCCUCUGUGGUGGGCUUCUCUCUGGUCCUGGGCUACAUUGGCCUUCUGGCCUGCACUUGUCUUCUCUUGGCCUUUCUUGCUCGGAAGCUCCCAGACAACUUCAAUGAGGCCAAGCUGAUCACCUUCAGCAUGCUGAUCUUCUGCGCUGUCUGGGUGGGCUUUGUUCCUGCUUAUGUUAGUUCUUCUGGAAAAUACACUGUUGCUGUGGAGAUUUUUGCAAUCUUGGCUUCUAGUUAUGGUUUACUGCUCUGUUUGUUUGCUCCAAAGUGUUUCAUUAUUCUUUUAAGACCAGAGAGAAACACAAAGAAACAUGUGAUGUCCAGAUUAUAA
This is a messenger RNA of Betta splendens (Siamese fighting fish), 2670 nucleotides long. RefSeq names its product extracellular calcium-sensing receptor-like. Lineage: Eukaryota; Metazoa; Chordata; Actinopteri; Anabantiformes; Osphronemidae. The transcript has 11 exons. The record is from RefSeq and is a predicted model, not a curated record. The coding region runs from base 1 to 2670 and encodes 889 amino acids. Gene Ontology annotation, molecular function: G protein-coupled receptor activity. Gene Ontology annotation, biological process: G protein-coupled receptor signaling pathway. Gene Ontology annotation, cellular component: membrane.